GCUCGCGCUUCAGAUGCGCCCUCAUUAUGCAUAGCGGAUUUUGUCUGUGCGCGCGCUUCACCCGGCAUUCCAGCAGCAUUCACGCAUCACCGGCUGAAACGCACAGUCACAACCGCAUGAAAAGUGGAAUAACAAGGACCUCGCGAAGGAGAAGACUAGAAAACCUUUCUUGUCGGCUGUGAAAUGCAACAGACACCAGGAAAUGAUGUACAAAGAGAACACGAUUAAGGCUGUCACACUCAUCUUGUCUUGCCUGCUAUGGCAAACCCAUGGGAAGCCUCUGUUUCCUGAACAGGAGAAGGAUCCCCAAUAUUGGAACUCAUGGGCACAGCGUACUCUGGCAAAGGCUCUGGAGGUAGAGAGCAAUACAAACAUUGCCAAGAAUCUUAUUCUUUUCCUGGGAGAUGGUAUGGGUGUACCUACAGUGACAGCAGCCAGGAUCUUGAAAGGACAGUUGAAUGGUGACUAUGGAGAGGAGGGUCAGCUGGAGAUGGACAAGUUCCCCUAUGUGGCCCUUUCUAAGACCUACAACACGAACGCUCAGGUGGCAGACAGUGCUGGCACGGCCACGGCAUACCUGUGUGGAGUGAAGGCCAACGAGGGCACGGUGGGUGUGAGUGCGGCAGCUGUGAGGGGCCACUGUAACACAACGCAGGGUAACGAGGUCACUUCCAUCCUUAAAUGGGCCAAAGAUGCAGGGAAAUCUGUGGGCAUCGUAACAACAACACGAGUGACCCAUGCCACCCCUAGUGCAGCGUAUGCACACUGUGUGGAACGUGACUGGUAUUCAGAUGGAGAAAUGCCUGCUGAGGCAGUGCAGGAGGGCUGUAAGGACCUCAGCAGACAACUCAUGGAGAACAUUCCCAAUAUUAAUGUAAUCAUGGGUGGUGGACGAAAGUACAUGCUGCCUAAAAACAUGUCGGAUGUGGAAUACCCUGGUGAAAAGAAGCACAGUGGGACGCGCAAAGAUGGCCGGAAUCUGAUUCAGGAAUGGAUUGACAGAAUGAAGGACAAGAGGGGUUACUAUGUUUGGAACAAAAGGGAUCUUCUUUCAGUAAAUCCCUCUUCUGUUGAAUAUCUACUGGGACUGUUUGAGCCAGGAGACUUGGCUUAUGACUUGGAGAGGAACAUCAGCACUGAUCCUUCCCUCACCGAGAUGGUGGAUGUGGCUAUAAAGAUCCUCAGGAAAAACCCUAAGGGUUUUUAUUUGCUAGUAGAAGGUGGGAGAAUUGAUCAUGGACACCAUGAAGGCAAAGCCAAACAGGCCCUGUAUGAGGCUGUAGAAAUGGACCGUGCCAUUGGUCGAGCGGAUCUCCUCACCAGCACCCAUGACACCCUAACUGUUAUUACUGCUGAUCACUCACAUGUGUUCAACUUUGGAGGCUACACACCACGAGGAAACUCCAUCUUCGGACUGGCACCUAUGGUGAGUGAUGUUGAUCAAAAGCCCUUCACAGCCAUUUUGUAUGGGAAUGGUCCUGGGUUCAAGCUCAUCAAUGGUUCCAGGGUCAACGUCUCCACUGUAGAUUAUCAGGAAAACAACUAUCAAGCACAGGCAGCUGUUCCGUUACGCAUGGAAACACAUGGAGGUGAAGAUGUUGCCAUUUUCUCCAAAGGGCCUAUGGCACACCUGCUUCAUGGAGUGCAAGAGCAGAACUACAUUCCCCAUGUCAUGGCUUAUGCAGGCUGCAUUGGCCUGAACAAAAACCAUUGCUCCUCAGGCAGCAGCUCUGCUCCUUCAGCCACAACAGUCCCUGUCACACUAGCUCUACUCAUCGUAAUCUCUUGGUUAUUGUGCUGAAAUCAUUGCUUUUGCCAACAUACUUUCAGACUUACUUAUAGACUUUAUUAUCUGACAUCAUGUACUGUAAGGAUGAAUUUUAUAUAUAUAUUUUAAAAAAAGGUUUUCACUUUUAAAAGAUCUUUGUACCACAUUUUACACAUUGGGAUCACUGCUUAUAUUGACGAGAAUAAAACAAAUAACAAAGUGAUAUAAAGAUGAAGGACUAGUAGAAGUUGAUAACAUGAACAUAGAAAUAUGCUUCCUUUUAUAUUUUCUUGGCUUAAUGCACUGUCAAACCCUAGAAAAAAUAAGCUGUUUUAAUUAUUGUUUUUAAAUAUUACUUACAAUUUUAUAUCGACUGGAUAAUAUCUUAAUUCUGAUGUUCUAGAUGGUAUUUUCAAGCUGCAGAGGUAUAGAUACUUGUCAAUUCUAUUUAGUUUAAAAAUAUAAUGCUUAAUUAUUUAUUAGGAUCAUAAAAGAAAUCUACCAAGACUGUGAUGGAGCUAUACACACAAUGUGCUGGCAUGUCUGCAGAAAACAAUCUUAGAUUUGAAAUGUCAUUAUCCUCCCUAUGAUUGUGGGUGGUCAUAUAUAAAUCAUAUAACCCUCACCAUGGUUUAUGACCUUCAAAUUUGCUAAAUGUCCUAUAAGACUCAGAGCUGAAGUGUUGACAUUAAUACUUGUCAGAAAUGUAUUUUUUUUUCAAUUGCAUCUCAAAUUGCAUUCACAGUUUCUACGAUUUUUAGUUUUUCUGACAAUAUGAAGAUGACAUCUGUUAUCAGGUUUGGUCAGCGACUGUUUACUAACAAUAUUCUUGUUGAUGUAAUACUUUAACAAUAGUCAGUGUGCAUUCAAACCUUUUCAUAUAGCACCCCAGUGUCUGGUGUCAGCUGUGCUGGUGAUGGAAGUGUUCAAACACAGAAUAAAGAGUGUGCUGGUGUGCCAUGAAGAAGAGAAGUUUGUGAAUCCAUCCUGUAUUCUCAAAAUACAAAAUGUCAAAAAAUGAUUGAUAUUUAAAAGAAAUAUUAUUACUUUAUUGUAUCGAUGUUAAUGUGCAUUUAACAUAUAGAAUAUUACCCACGCCUCGAUGCCCAAUGACGUCUGAGAUAGGCACAGGCUCCCCAUGACCCGAGAAGUUCGGAAAAGCGGUAGAAAAUGAAUGAAUGAAUGAAACUUGAUGCCCACAUAAAUGUUUUUUAAACAUCAUUCUAGGUGGUGUAAAAUCUUUGCACUGUAUAAUUACAAUUCCCAGAUGUUAAAGUAUACCAGACUGUUCCAUGUUGUUUUAUUUGGAGUAUUCUGUGGAGACUUCUUCAUGAGUGGAAUGAAAUAUUUUGCAUAAAGGUUAGAUAGCUUAGUUAGAUUGAUUAGAUAGCUCUCCCUUACCUUUUUCAGCAAAUAUAAAACGUGUAAAUUUCUCCUACAUUCAAAACAUUGCCUUUUUCAUUUUUGAUAAUUUUUCCCAGUUACUUGAGCUGCUGUGAAAUGAGCUGUGUAAACAUUGCCUAUGUUGAUAGAGGGAAUUUUAUUAAUGUAUUCUUUAUUACAACAAUAGGUACAACUGAACAAUCACAAUUCAGAUUUGCCACAGACUUGAAGAUACUGGUUUGUUUGUGAAGUGAUUUACAAUUGUUCAAAUAAAUGAAGGCAGAAUUGGCCAAAUGUUUCACUACA
Messenger RNA from Tachysurus fulvidraco (yellow catfish), 3457 nucleotides. RefSeq names its product alkaline phosphatase, biomineralization associated (gene alpl). Bases 203 to 1801 code for a protein of 532 amino acids. Gene Ontology annotation, biological process: dephosphorylation. Gene Ontology annotation, molecular function: alkaline phosphatase activity. The record is from RefSeq and is a predicted model, not a curated record. NCBI's taxonomy places the organism in Eukaryota, Metazoa, Chordata, Actinopteri, Siluriformes, Bagridae. Gene Ontology annotation, cellular component: plasma membrane. The transcript has 12 exons.